Ostrea edulis (European flat oyster) is the source of this 3231-nucleotide messenger RNA. Its product is annotated as 1-phosphatidylinositol 4,5-bisphosphate phosphodiesterase eta-2-like. Gene Ontology annotation, molecular function: phosphatidylinositol-4,5-bisphosphate phospholipase C activity; calcium ion binding. Lineage: Eukaryota; Metazoa; Mollusca; Bivalvia; Ostreida; Ostreidae. Gene Ontology annotation, biological process: lipid metabolic process; phosphatidylinositol-mediated signaling. The transcript has 22 exons. The record is from RefSeq and is a predicted model, not a curated record. The coding region runs from base 401 to 2710 and encodes 769 amino acids.
AGAAGGUCAUGGACAUGAAAGUCGGUGUUGUUUUAACUUGUUAGCUACAUAAAGUGGAAAUAUUGUCCUCCCGAGGCGACAUCUUGAAAGGAAUCAACCAACCACACAAAAACAAAUAGUCUGUGUUGUCAGUAAUUUAAUUAAGGUUACGUAAAUAAUUUUAAAGACCUCCACUAAUUUCCAACAGUUGAAUUCUGAAUGGAAUAUGAUUUCGACUGUGUGUUGUGUAUAAUGCUCUGUUUACAUGAUAGAGACCAGGUACAGAUUAGACCCUCAAUGAAAUGUGCAGGCAGGGUGCAGUAUAAAUAAGUUUCUAUUUUAUCAUUGUGACACGGAGUUUUUAUUUUAGUGGGGGAGAUCUGUGUGUUAUUUGAUUGGGAUAUAUGUGUAGUGUUCUGCAAUGGGGAAUAGUAACCACCAUUCACAGUACUCACCAAGUGAGGUCCCUCGGGAAUCUGGACCAUCUGAGAGGGGGAAAGAGAUCAAUGGAGCAGUUGACAAAUUGCUGUACAUGUUAAAUCAAGGAUGUACGCUGCACAAGGUCAAAAGUGGUGGUAUGCUCUAUCCACGCUCCUUCUACCUGGAUACAGAAAACAUGGUGUUACGCUACGCUGGUUCAGAAAAGCGAUUCAGGAAAAAGCGAGUGUCCUGGCCAAUAUCGAAGAUUCGCGAGGUGCGCGAGGGAGAGAAAGACUAUUCUAAACGACUGGACCCGUUUGAUAGAGGACGCUGUUUUGCUGUGGUGUUUGGUACUAAUCAUGAAGUACUAUACCUAAUGAGUGAUUCGUUCCAGACGCGCGAUGACUGGGUGAAGGGUCUACGAUUUGCUCUCCACAUGGACCAGUACAUGGACCAAAAGCAACAAACCGACAGAUGGAUCAAAGAAGCAUUCCAGAUGGCUGAUAAGAACAAUGAUGGGGGUCUGGACUUUGAGGAGAUUCUGAAGUUACUGAAACAACUGAAUGCAGAUAUGGACAAGAAAUAUGUCCAGACACUCUUUGAUAAAGCAGAUACAAAGAAAACUCAUGGCAAACCUGCCCUGGAUGCAGAAGAAUUUGUGAGGUUUUAUCACAUGUUGACAGAGAGGCCAGAAUUAGAUGAAAUAUUUAUGAGAUAUGAUGAUGGCAAGGGAUACUGGAGCUUCUCAGACCUCUGUAAAUUCUUCUUCCACGAGCAAAAGCUUGAUCUAACUGAAGACCAGUCUAAGGAAUUGAUUGCAGCGUUUGAACCUCAGAAGCAAAUGCAACUGGAAGACCACCUUGGUCCAAUAGGUUUCAGAUCACUUCUUGCCAGCCAGAACCAACAGUUAUUUAACCCAGUACACAAAAGAGUCUAUCAGGACAUGACCCAACCCAUCAUUAAUUACUACAUCAGUUCAUCUCAUAACACAUACCUAACGGAGGACCAGCUGAGAGGACCAAGUCGAGUUGAGGCGUACAUCACCGCCCUGUCUAGAGGCUGUCGCUGUGUGGAAUUGGAUUGCUGGGAUGGUCCGGAUGAUGAACCUGUGAUUUACCAUGGUUACACUCUGACCUCUAAGAUCUUUUUCCGGGAUGUUUUAUCUGCCAUUAAGGAUUAUGCCUUUCAGACCUCACCACAAAUUCCAUUCAACAGGUAUCCAGUGAUAUUAUCCAUAGAAAACCACUGUUCUGUUCGACAACAAACUGUCAUGGCAGCUUACAUCAAGUCCAUUCUAGGAGAUUUACUAUAUGCCCCUGCAGAACCACCAAACAGAAUUCCCUCCCCCCACGAACUUAUGGGCAAAAUCAUCAUCAAAGCGAAAAAAAUGGAUAAUCCAAAUGUGGGUAAGAGACUGCCCCGUACCCACAGCAGCGGUGAAGAAGGGGAGGUAAGCGAUGAAGAUGAGGCAGCUGACGUGAGCAACGAAGCAGUCCAGCCACCAAAGAAGAAAUCAGACCACAAGAUCAAGCUGUCUCCCGAUUUUUCUGAACGUGUGGGAUUUAAAGCUGUGGGAUUCAGAGGAAUACAGGAAUCCCUUAACUCAAAUGGCAUAUUUGUCUCUCUUGGAGAAAACAAAGCCCUGAAGAUGGUUGAGAAUGAUCGGGAUGGUGUUGUUCAACUAAACCGCCACAUGUUGGUGCGGACAUACCCAGCAGGCAGUAGGACAGACUCCAGUAACUACAACCCUGUACCAAUGUGGAACACAGGCUGUCAAGUUGUGGCCUUGAACUACCAGACAGCCAGUGAACCCAUGCAUUUGUUGCAGGGAAAAUUCAUGGACAAUGGUGGGUGUGGAUAUUUACUGAAACCAGGGUUCUUGUUAUCAGAUGACAAAUCAACACAUCCACCGACAAGCAGAAAGAGGCUGAACAUUACAAUUGUCAGUGGAUACCAGAUUCCCAAACCUAAUGAUUCUAAAAAGGGAGAAAUAAUUGACCCAUUUAUCAAAAUUGAGGUUCACGGAGCCAAGGAAGACACACAGCAGUGCAAGACCAGUGUCAAAAAUAACAAUGGCUUUAACCCACGCUGGGACGAAGACGUGUCCCUUGUCAUCAACCAACCAGAUUUGGCUCUCAUUCGAUUUGUCGUAUAUGAUCAGGACCGAUAUGUUGAUGAUUUCAUUGGAUAUUUUGCUCUCCCAUUCCUUUCCAUACAAGAGGGUUAUCGCCAGUUUUCCCUGUUGACCAAACGAGGAGAUAAGAUACCCCAGGCUCUGAUACUGCUGAAAGUGGAAAUUAAAGAGGCUUAACAAGAGCCUUUCAACUUCAUUAUGAAGACUGAAAUUGUCCAACAUAUUUCCAGACAACAGUUUGUCUGAUCUGCAAUAUAACAAGACCACGCCAUAAACUCAAGGGACAUAACUGCUGCAAACUCAUCAUACAUUUUGUUUGGGACCAAUGUACAAUGCUGUUAAGUAAAGCUUCCUUAGUGAUGUUUAUAAUCGGAGCAAUAGAUUUAUGUGCAAGAAAAGCCAAAUUGUUACGGAGGGGAUUGGAGCUCUAGGUGUAUGCAUUGUAUUUUUAUUCGUAAUAAUGCGCUUCUUGUAGAUUCAUGAAUGAGAAUAUGAUUUAUGAACAAUGUAUUUGAUUACAGUUUUAAAAAUGUUUUAAGGAAUCAAUAUUGAUUGUAAACUUUGAAAUUUUUAACAAAAUAUGUGAGUCAGUCUGUUAAAUCCGGUAUUUCUAGUGAUAUGUAUUAUAUACUUGUUAUUCUCUGUAAUUUUACAAUCUGAAUUGUUAUUUCUGUCAGAGCAUAAACAUUUUCUCAGUG